Caenorhabditis bovis is the source of this 996-nucleotide messenger RNA. NCBI's taxonomy places the organism in Eukaryota, Metazoa, Nematoda, Chromadorea, Rhabditida, Rhabditidae. The record is from the annotation of a GenBank genome assembly.
AUGGUGAGCUCAAGAGGGAUUGGCAUACGGAAAACCAGCAAUGACUUUCAAAAAGUUGAAAACUAUCAAAAAAUUGCGGAAUCGUUUUUCGUUUUUGACGAAGUGCAGAAAGAUUCAUUUCGUCCUCAAGUCUUGAAAAACUCACGCCAAGGUCAUCAUUCAGCCGCCUACGGUGGACUAAUUUUUUCGCAAGCCCUGGCCGCGGCCGAGAAAACUGUUGACUCCGUUUUUCGGCCGCAUUCUGUGCAUUCAUAUUUUAUUUUGAAUGUGGAUACAAAAGAGCCAAUUUUUUACAAUGUGCGCAGGAUUCGCGAUGGGCGGUCAUUCGCAACCAGAACUGUUGAAGCUGUUCAAAAAGAGAAAAUAGCGUUCACACUCCAGGUUUCUUUUCAUGUGGAAGAGAAUGAAGCGGUAUCUCAUCAAAGCAAUAUGCCCGAUGUGUUACCGCCUGAGCAAUUUAUGAGCAUGCGUGAAGCUGUGCCACAUUUAAAAGAAUUAGUCGAAAAAGGGGAAAUUGUCCCAACAGAGCCGGUUGUUCGAAGGCUAAAAAAAUAUGACAGUCAGGUUUAUACCGCCGAAGAAGAUCUUUUUGAAAUGCGAUGUGUCAACUUGGAAAAAUACUACGGAUUGGAUGACGAUCGCGAACCGCGAAUGCACUUUUGGAUGAGAGCUCGCGGAGAUUUGAAUGACGACGAGAAGCUUCAUAGGUGGCUCGUUGCAUAUAACACAGAUUCGACAUUGAUAUCAACAGCCGUUGGACCACAUUACGCAAAAAAUUUCAUGUCAUCUAUGAUGUUUUCGCUGGACCAUUGCGUAUGGUUCCAUCGAAUCAAUAUUCGCGCUGAUGAAUGGCUUCUGUUUGAGACGAAAUCACACAUUGCAGCUGGCGGACGAGCAUUCAUCGAUGGCAAAGUUUGGAGGCGCGAUGGGACCUUGAUGAUCAGUGUUCAUCAAGAAGCUCUCAUACGAUCAAAAGGGGAUACUUCUCGAUUAUAA